GGAGAGGAGGAUUGAGUGUGCGUGAGAGAGAGAGAGAGACUGCAGAGCUGAAGGUGCGUUUUGAUGUUUGGCAUCCACGAGAGCAUCCAGAGGAGCGGGAGUAGUAUGAAAGAGGAGCCCAUGGUGGCCGGGAUGAACGCGGUUCGGACAUGGAUGCAGGGCGCCGGGGUGCUGGACGCCAACACAGCCGCCCAGAGCGGAGUGGGGCUCGCGCGGGCGCACUUCGAGAAACAGCCGCCCUCCAACCUGCGCAAGUCCAACUUCUUCCACUUCGUGCUGGCGCUGUACGACCGGCAGGGCCAGCCCGUGGAGAUAGAGAGGACCACCUUUGUUGACUUUGUGGAGAAAGAAAAGGAAACUACAGGAGAAAAGACCAACAAUGGGAUCCAUUACAGACUGCAGCUCCUCUACAGUAAUGAUGCUCACCUGACCCUCUCGUCUCCGUGUCUCUGCAGGUUUUUUCUCAAGUUCUUCCUGAAGUGUAACCAGAACUGCCUGAAGAACGCAGGGAACCCCCGAGACAUGAGACGCUUCCAGGUGGUUGUGUCAACUACGGUAAGCGUUGAGGGUCAUGUCCUGGCGGUGUCGGAUAACAUGUUUGUGCACAACAACUCCAAGCAUGGGCGUCGAGCUCGAAGACUGGACCCCUCAGAAGGGACACCAUCCUACCUGGAACACGCAACUCCCAGCAUCAAAGCCAUCAGUCCCAGUGAAGGCUGGACCACUGGAGGCGCUACAGUCAUCAUCAUCGGGGACAACUUUUUUGAUGGCCUCCAGGUCAUUUUUGGAACCAUGCUAGUCUGGAGUGAGUUGAUCACUCCCCAUGCAAUCCGUGUGCAGACUCCGCCAAGGCACAUCCCAGGGGUGGUGGAAGUCACACUGUCCUACAAAUCGAAACAGUUCUGCAAAGGCACACCUGGACGCUUCAUUUACACAGCACUGAAUGAGCCAACAAUAGACUACGGUUUCCAGAGAUUACAAAAAGUCAUCCCCAGACACCCGGGAGACCAAGAAAGAUUACCAAAGGAGGUGAUAUUAAAGAGAGCAGCGGACUUGGUGGAGGCCCUGUACGGGAUGCCUCACAAUAAUCAGGAGAUGAUCCUGAAACGAGCAGCAGAUAUCGCCGAGGCCCUCUACACCACAGUGCCACGAGGGCACAACCAGCUAGCCAGUCUGGGCAGCAGCUCUGUCCAUGCUGGCAUGAUGGCCGUAAACUCUUUCACCGGGUCGGAGGUGGCGCAAACAGCCAAUCAGGGUUUCAGUAGGAGUACAAGCAGUGUGUCUCCUCACGGCUAUGUCCCCAGCUCCACUCCCCAGCAGAGCAGCUACAGCUCUGUCUCCACUAGCAUGAAUGGCUACGCUAACUCUGGCAUGGCAACCCUGGGCACCUCACCCAACUUCCUCAAUGGAUCUGCAGGCAACUCUCCUUAUGCUAUCGUUCCGUCCAGUCCGACAAUGGCGUCAUCAACAAGCCUGCCCUCCAACUGCAGCAGCUCCUCUGGCAUCUUCUCUUUUUCUCCAGCCAACAUGGUCUCUGCCGCCGUCAAACAGAAGAGCGCCUUUGCCCCCGUCGUUCGACCCCAGAACUCCCCUCCUCCCACGUGCACUGGCACUAAUGGAAACAGCCUGCAAGAUCAGUCUUUUGUGGACUCUAGCAAGUACUCAUCAGCCAGCUCUCUGCAGGGCCUGGCCUUCUCCUGA
This is a messenger RNA of Nematolebias whitei (Rio pearlfish), 1701 nucleotides long. RefSeq names its product EBF transcription factor 1a (gene ebf1a). Lineage: Eukaryota; Metazoa; Chordata; Actinopteri; Cyprinodontiformes; Rivulidae. The coding region runs from base 64 to 1701 and encodes 545 amino acids. The record is from RefSeq and is a predicted model, not a curated record. The transcript has 13 exons. Gene Ontology annotation, biological process: regulation of transcription by RNA polymerase II. Gene Ontology annotation, molecular function: RNA polymerase II cis-regulatory region sequence-specific DNA binding; DNA-binding transcription factor activity, RNA polymerase II-specific.